AUGUCUUCAGCUGAAGUGUUGAGAGAGUUUGUCAAAGAGCGCCUCUCUGCUGCUGCUGAAGACAUCUUUGUAGUUUUUCAGAGAGCUGUAGUCCAGUACGAGGAGGAGAUCCACCGUCAGCGCAGACUGCUGGAGGUGGUCUGGAAACCUCACAUAAACUUACACAGACUGGAGCUCCCACAGCAAUACGCCUGUAAGAAAGAGGAGGCUCUCACUGACCAGCAGCUCUGUAACCAGGAGAGGAGCGCCAGUCCAGACCAAGAGGAUCCCGAGCCUCCACAGAUUAAAGAGGAACAGAAGGAACCCUCCACCAGUGAGGACUGGGAGCAGCUUGAACUGGAGCAGGACACUGGAAACUUGAAGUUGACCCAAACUUGUGAGGAAAGGGAGAACACAGAGGCUGAAGUUAAAAAUGAACACGAGCUCCUUCCUCACAACUCUCAUGUUGCUGAUAACAGAGAGCAACAGAUAGGUACGCACAGAGACUCAGGAUCUACUAGAACAUCUAAACGAAAGGAAACCGUUCACAAAAUCAGUCAGAACACAAAAGAGUCAGAGACUCACUUUGAUCCUCUUCAAGGUGAGAACUCUUUCAAAUGUGACACAUGUGGAGAAGCUUUUACAUGUAAGUCAGAGCUAAAGACACAUCUGCUUGUCCACGCAGGUAAGAAGACACAUACCUGUAACAGUUGUGAUAAAACCUUUAAUUGCAAGUUUUUACUGACGGCACAUUCAAAAACACACAAAGAAGAGAUCAUACACUCCUGCAAAACAUGUGGAAAAGACUACAAAUCACGCAAGUCUUUGGCUUAUCAUGUGAAAACCCACUCAGAGGAGAGGCCGCACUCCUGUAGCUUCUGUGGGAAAGGAUUUCGUCACAGGUCACACUUAGGGCAGCACAAUAAAAUACACACAGGGGAGAAGCCUCACUCCUGCAGCUUCUGUGGAAAAACAUUUGCACGAGGUUCAGAGUUAAAUAGACACCUCCGAAUUCACACAGAUAAAAAGUUGUUUACCUGCACCACAUGCAGCAGAUCUUUCAAAAGUGAAGACAUCUUGGCUGACCACAUGAGAACACACACAGAUGAGACUCCAUAUACAUGGUGAACAGAUCCCUGGAGAAGAGCGGCUCAAGUGAAACCUAGAGUC
This is a messenger RNA of Notolabrus celidotus (New Zealand spotty), 1149 nucleotides long. Its product is annotated as zinc finger protein 160-like. Gene Ontology annotation, molecular function: DNA-binding transcription factor activity, RNA polymerase II-specific; RNA polymerase II cis-regulatory region sequence-specific DNA binding. The record is from RefSeq and is a predicted model, not a curated record. The transcript has 2 exons. Bases 1 to 1107 code for a protein of 368 amino acids. NCBI's taxonomy places the organism in Eukaryota, Metazoa, Chordata, Actinopteri, Labriformes, Labridae. Gene Ontology annotation, biological process: regulation of DNA-templated transcription.